Rhododendron vialii is the source of this 1426-nucleotide messenger RNA. RefSeq names its product replication protein A 70 kDa DNA-binding subunit B-like. Bases 1 to 1380 code for a protein of 459 amino acids. The transcript is spliced from 9 exons. NCBI's taxonomy places the organism in Eukaryota, Viridiplantae, Streptophyta, Magnoliopsida, Ericales, Ericaceae. The record is from RefSeq and is a predicted model, not a curated record.
AUGGCUCCAAACAUCAUACCGCUAAAAGAUAUCACUCUCACAACUAGAAACUACACAAUCCAAGCUAUGGUGAUUGAAAAAAACAUUCCAAGAAUGUCAAAAACCAGCUCUUCCCUAUAUCAAAGAAUCAUGUUGCAGGACAAAGAGGGAAACAAAAUGCAAGCAACGGUGUUUGGAUACAACAUCAAAAUUCUGGAAAGUUCACUCAAGCUAUACCAUACGUACUCCAUAACAAAUGCUACUGUUGGUGAAACUCCAGAAAUGUUCCGCUUUUUGGAGAAUAAGACUCAAUUAUCAAUCAAUGCACGCACACCAGUUGAAGAAAUGCAGAUUGAUGGACUCACAAUGAGGACAAUCAAAUAUGACUUUACUCCAAUCGCUGCUCUCCAGCAAAUCAAGCACCCUGAUCCAAAGCUAGAUGUCGUGUUUGCAAUUCUCAAUGUUGGACCACGGAAAUUCAUAAACCACUCAUAUGUCGUCGAUGUUCGAAUAGUUGAUCAAAGCUUCCAACCUUCAAUCCUAUCACUUUGGGACCAAUUCUCAGAAUAUGAAGCACAUGCAAUGGCAAAUUUACCAGGCACUUUUCCUGUGGCAAUUGGUCUACGACUGAAAACUUCAAAAUACUAUGGUCGAACACUUGCCACACGGAACUCAUCAAGUUUCAUCUUUGACGUACUAAUACCAGAGGCAACUGCACUACAGUCAUGGGCUGUAGCAAACACCAAAAAACUCAGAGAACUUGCAGCAACAGAACCAACACAAGUUCUGAUACCAAACACAGAAGAAAAUCCAGAAGAUGAUACCAUCCAAAUUGCUAACCUGCCCAUAUCAGUGGACAAGACACAAUACCUCAAUGUACAAGCCAUAGUAAGAGUCACUGAUUUUGGGCAAAACUUUUAUUACCUAGCUUGUUCUAUCUGCAAAAAGGCAACAAAUGCAUAUGGACACGAAGACUUUUGGUGCAACUACUGUAACCAAAAAGUGCCAGCACUCGCAAAGAUCAAAUUCAAUGUCCAAAUCACCGAUCCGACUGGAACAAUUGAGGCAGCAAUCUUUUCAGAAAUUGCAGCAGAGUUCUAUAACAUUACAGAAGCGGAUGCAACCAAUGGACAACUUGCCCUCCCAAUACUUCACAUGCUAGCUGAACCUAAGAAAUGCCUCAUCACAUUGAAAGCUUACAUGCACAAUUAUGCUGGGAUCAGUCAACUCAAGUUCAAUGUGCACACCAUCUCUCUGGAUAACAGCACAGAAACAGAAGACCGUUCAGAAGCACUACUUGUUCAACCACCGAACACUCCAAACAAGAAAAGCAAAAAGGAAGACCACAACUCAAGCACCUCAGCCUCCAGCCCAACAAUCAACACCCCAUCGGAUAAAUAAACACCUUCAACUAACUCCAAGUCUCCACAACCUUUUGGCAUGAACA